UCCUAUAAACUUUGUAGCAUGUUGUAAGAGACAACAAGAGUUUUUGUUAGCUACAUCCAGCAUUUUCCUGGUUCACUUUGUGCCUCACGUUUGAAAGGACUGCUUGGAUCUGCCUGGCGUUUUUUUUUACAGCACAACUACAAUACAAAAGCACCAUAUCUCCUGAAAUCCAUCGACUCUGCUCACCCGUGUCCUCAGUCUUGACUUUCACCUCUUGGAACCCAUCAGGAUGGAAAGGGUGCAGCACAUGACACGGUCAGCGAUUCGGAGGGCGUCCAAUAUUGAAGUGAAUCCGCAAGCCAAGCGCAACUUGCAAGAUCUCAUCAUCAACUUCUCCCUCAUCCUCAUCUGCCUCCUGCUCAUCUACAUUAUCGUCUUGCUGAUGUAACACCAAAAGAUGACAACCGGCUAAUCAGAAGAUGAACUGGGCAAGAUCUUGGACAGUUUUAGGGCACUGAAGUUCCUAAUGAUGAUGCAACACGUGUCAGUUUUCUGAAAAUGAUUGCACUGAUUUUAUGUUUGUUGCGUUUUUCCUACUAAAGGCUAUAUUUGACCUCUGAGUUACUAUAACUCGGUUUUCCAAAAGCAGACAGACAUGUCUUUCGCACUGAUGCCCAAAACAUUUUUUCUUGUAAUUGCUGUGUUGAAAUGCAAAUUAAUAAGCCAGCCUCAGAAAUCAUACAUAAUUCACCGAGAAAAAAAGCAUGUGGUGUAAACUACUAGCUUGUACAUUUAACACAUCAAUGUCUCUUGUUGUACACUUCUUAAUGGACAGAGAGAAUGAUAUAGAGAUUAUACAGAUAUUUUUAAAUCUGGAAAACCAAUAAAGACAAUGUUUGUUUUAUGAUCUGACUAAAUGUUUUAAACAAAAGUAGUGAGAUACGAACAUGUUCAAGUCAUUUUAUGAUAACGACAUUUUCAGCCCACUGGUAUACGAUCAGCAUCCGAUGGCAU
Messenger RNA from Paramisgurnus dabryanus, 954 nucleotides. NCBI's taxonomy places the organism in Eukaryota, Metazoa, Chordata, Actinopteri, Cypriniformes, Cobitidae. The record is from RefSeq and is a predicted model, not a curated record.